GGACCUCGCUGGGCAGGGAAAGCAGACCUGGAGACGCGGCAGCCCUUCCGCACCGCCGGGAGGAAAGGUGGCACUCGCCUUCAGUCUUUCCCGGUGGGGAGACUCCCGUGGCGCUGCCUCUCGGCGGUCCGCCCCCACCUCCUCCCGGCUUCUGAUAGGCUGUUCCAGCUGUCCGUUUCGGAAAAAUAAAAAAAGCCUGCGCAGGCUCAGAAAGGCGGAGAACGCAGCUGAGUGUUGGCUACUCGGAGCUGCGGAAUCGGUCUGAGAUGGCAGAAGUGGAGGAAACACUCAAGAGACUUCAGAGCCAGAAAGGAGUGCAAGGAAUCAUUGUGGUGAACACAGAAGGCAUUCCCAUCAAGAGCACCAUGGACAAUCCCACUACUACACAAUAUGCCAACCUCAUGCACAACUUCAUCUUGAAGGCCCGGAGCACUGUGCGUGAAAUUGACCCCCAGAAUGACCUGACCUUCCUUCGAAUUCGCUCCAAGAAAAACGAAAUUAUGGUGGCACCGGAUAAAGACUAUUUCCUGAUUGUGAUUCAGAAUCCAACUGAAUAAGGCACUGUUUUGGCUUCUUGUGUCAUUCCUUAAUUUAAUGCCCCCCCAAGAAUAAGUGUUAAUCAUGUCAGUGGGCACAUGCUGGUUGCCUAAGAGCCCAUGUAGGCCAUGCCAUUGAUGAAGGGUAACUCUGCCCACCCCACCAAGGAGUGCCUCUGAUGAUCCAGUCAGUUCCCAGGGAAGCCCAGUUCUCAUUUCCAGGCUUUGGAAUAAGAGCUUAUAAUAAGCCCACACCCAGCUUCCUUCUGACCUUCAGUUCACUUUGUCACCCUUGGAAAGCCUGUGUUUUUCUUUGACUAAAAAUAACUUCAAACCCCA
Molecule: messenger RNA, 875 nt
Organism: Psammomys obesus (fat sand rat)
Lineage: Eukaryota; Metazoa; Chordata; Mammalia; Rodentia; Muridae
Gene: Dynlrb1
Product: dynein light chain roadblock-type 1
Exons: 4
Coding region: 267-557 (96 amino acids)
Biological process (GO): microtubule-based movement
Cellular component (GO): cytoplasmic dynein complex; cytoplasm; centrosome
Molecular function (GO): dynein intermediate chain binding
Source: RefSeq, a predicted model, not a curated record